Molecule: messenger RNA, 2241 nt
Organism: Eremothecium sinecaudum
Lineage: Eukaryota; Fungi; Ascomycota; Saccharomycetes; Saccharomycetales; Saccharomycetaceae
Gene: PAH1
Product: phosphatidate phosphatase PAH1
Exons: 1
Coding region: 1-2241 (746 amino acids)
Biological process (GO): triglyceride biosynthetic process; fatty acid catabolic process
Cellular component (GO): nucleus
Molecular function (GO): phosphatidate phosphatase activity
Source: RefSeq, a predicted model, not a curated record
AUGCAAUAUGUUGGUAGAGCAAUCGGAUCAGUUACAAAGAGUUGGUCUUUAAUCAAUCCUGCCACACUCUCAGGAGCAAUAGAUGUUAUAGUAGUGGAACAUCCGGAUGGAGAGUUAGCAUGUUCACCAUUUCAUGUAAGGUUUGGGAAGUUUCAGAUACUAAAACCGUCACAGAAGAAGGUUGAAGUGAUCGUUAACGAUCAGCUUACGAACAUCCCUAUGAAAUUGGGCGAUUCUGGAGAGGCAUAUUUUGUGUUUGAGACGGAUUCAGACCUCAAUAAUAUUCCAGAUGAGUUGAUAACUUCACCUGUGGUAAGUGCAGCCAGUUCUCCAAGCUCAUCCCCUCGACAGGAUAAUGUUAGUACCGAUAAGAAACUUCCUGAACCAGAUUUCUUAGAUAUUAAUGACAAUAGCACAGCUGGUGCUUCUGCAUCUACUGAUACGACCGGUGACUACUGCUCACAGUAUGGAAGGCCAGCUACUCCUGCGCAUGUGGGGCUCAAGGAAACUACCUCCUUUGAGGAACGAAUAAAUAGGAAACUAAACCAAAAAAAGAUUCCCAGUAAGUUGGACAAUAACGGGGACUUGUUGUUAGACAUUGAGGGUUAUAAAUCAAGUCAAUACAAGGUUCAUGAUACCGAUGAGAUGUUGAAGCAAUUAUUACAGGACGAGUUGGGUAAGGACAAUGACAUUUCCCCUUUUGUAAAGGAGGAUUACAACGGUAACAUUCGCAUAAUUAACCCAUACGAUAGUACUACGUUGGGUAUUUCACCUCCAGUGUCACCCUCAAUGUCCUCUGAGUCGUUAGAAUUAAUCCCGUCUCACAACAACGGCUCUGAACAAAAUUCAGAUUUCACUGACUCGACACCUUCUCGAGGUACGAUAUCUACAACCCUGGAGCUCAACACUGGGGCCAACUACAUCAAGACAAUCCGUUUAACAUCCGACCAGCUACGCUGCUUGGAUUUAAAAUAUGGUGAAAAUGAAGUGACGUUUUCUGUAGAUAAAGGAAAAGCUGUUGUGAACUCAAAAAUAUUCUUAUGGAAAUGGGAUGUUCCGAUAGUCAUAUCUGAUAUAGAUGGCACCAUAACGAAAUCUGAUGCUCUAGGACAUGUGAUGACGAUGAUAGGGAAAGACUGGACGCAUUCAGGUGUUGCCAAACUUUUCACGGAGAUCCGCAAGAAUGGUUACAAUAUUAUGUACCUAACUGCGCGCAGCGCAGGUCAGGCAGACUCUACACGAAGUUAUUUGAGAAGUAUCCAGCAAGGCGGUUGCGCGCUUCCAAUCGGCCCUGUGAUCCUAUCUCCAGACAGGACUAUAGCGGCAUUACGAAGGGAAGUCAUUUUGAAGAAGCCUGAAGUUUUCAAAAUUGCCUGUCUAAAUGACAUACAAAAGUUGUAUUUUAAGGUCCUACAAAGUGCAAAUGUCGAAACGAAUACAACAAAUGACGAGCAGCCCACUCCAUUCUAUGCAGGUUUUGGAAAUCGUAUCACCGAUGCAUUAUCAUACAGAACUGUCGGUAUCCCAAGCUCCCGAAUAUUCACCAUCAACCCAGAUGGCGAAGUUCAUAUGGAAUUGUUGGAGUUAACAGGCCUAAGAAGCUCAUAUGUCCUUAUCAACGAACUCGUAGACCAGUUUUUCCCUCACGUCAAGCAGGGCAUGUACUUCGCUGUCGAGGAAGAGGUUAAGAAUCUCUCGCCAACACCGGGCUCCCCAGUGUACAACCCAGAAGAGAGAUCCUUCUUCCGCCAAUACGACGAAAAGUUUUCAGAUGUCAACUUUUGGCGAGAACCACUUCUUAGUGUAGAAGACCUUUCAGACAUCACGGAUGAUGAAAACGCCGGCAACAAUCCCACAGGCGCAGCUUCUGGCGGCGCAACAACCGCAAUAUCCCCUCCGCCCUCAUCAUCCCAAAUUAUGCCCUCUAUGUCGCUUCGCGACAACCUCAGCGCCGAUCUCGGUGCCCCGACCGACCCAACAACCCUUUCGUCUCCUGACAGGCUCAUUAAAGACAACCUAGAGUCCCCUUCCCCACACAACAUCACAGAACAGACCUCGGCUCUGUCCACCCUCUCUCUAGAACAGCACGGCAACCAGCUGCCAUCAAGUCCAACAUCACUAGGGCACAAAUACAAAUCCAUGCAUCAGGAUCUAAGCGACGAGGACUAUUCCCAAGCAAACGAUUUCACUGACGAUGAAUUCGACGAAGAUGAAUUCGACGAAGAUGACUUCUGGUCAUAG